CCAUCUGGAUGUAGACUAACUUCCGGUAAUCUGACCCACUUUUAGGAAAAUAAUGGAUGGAAAACGCAGAGAAGGUGGCCUACCUCCCGGCUGGAGAAGGGAGGAGGUUGUACGAAAAUCUGGCUUAUCAGCCGGCAAAACAGAUGUUUAUUAUUAUAGCCCUGAUGGAAAGAAGAUCCGCAGUAAACCACAACUAGCAAGAGCACUAGGUGAUGCAGUUGAAUUAAGUGCUUUCGAUUUCCGUACAGGUCGUGUAAACUUUAAUGCCUGUCGCAAAAGUAAGGGUCACAAGGGAUCAUCUUUUGACUUUGCCAGAGGAUUACGCCACGAUACCAGUUUGAUUUUACCAAUUCGUCAGACGGCGUCCAUAUUUAAACAACCAGUUACACUGAUACGGAACAGACCGGAGAGUAAAACCAAAUCGGAAUUAAAACACGGUCCACAAGAUCAACCACGACAGUUAUUUUGGGAAAAACGGUUACAAGGUUUAAAACCCUUCGAUAAUUCAGAGGAGGUUAUUCAGUCGAUGGAUUUACCGAGAAAUAUGCAAGGUGUUGGGCCUAACCUGAGCACAGAGAAUAUAUUACAGAGUAUAUCAGCCGCUCUUCAUUUGGGUACAUUACCUGUUACCGGUCAGUUGGCCAGUAAAGGUUCCAUAUUAAAAAAUCCUGGUGUUAAUAUCGACGCCAACCAGCCCCUGAUACAACAGAUGUUGAUCAGCGACGAGGACAUCAGACGACAAGAAAUGAAUGUUCGUCAAGCACGACGAAAUCUCCAAGAGGCCAUGUUGAAAGCAUGAAAAGAUCUGUUCUUUAUUGAUUAGCUGAUAUGAUCGGUUUCAUACAAAGUUAAACAUGAACAUUUUUUUUUCACAUAGGAAAUUUAAAAAAAAAAAUUUCAUGCUGUAAAUUGUAGAUGUGGUUUUGAUCUACGGCUUGGUUUUAGACACAAGCAUGCAAAGAACCGUUAAUCAUCUAAAACAAUUAUUUUUUCUAUUUAAUUAAGUAAGUUAUUCAGGAUUUUACGUGAUAGUGAUUCAGGAUUUUAAUACCACUUACUUCAGCGUAAAAGGGAGUUAUGUCAGACUAAUUAAUCAGGGAGGUCCCUCAAAAUUUUCCGCAUGUCAGUGGUGAAGGGCCUGGCAACGAAUGAUGAUGGAUUUGACAAAAAACCUUGGUACAUCUUAUUAGCAACACAUUGUCCAUGACAGUUGAAAAUCAAAAUAUGAAUAGAUCAUAGCUUCACUCUCUUUAUUUUCUGUACUGAACUACUUUGAUAACAAUGUUUAAUGUUUGAAUGAAAUGAAUGUAAAAGUCCAAUAUUAAUUAGAUUUCUAAAGAAUAUGGAACUGAAGAAUGGUUGCGUGUAUACGUCGUUUAAUAUUUAUAUGAAAUGAUAUGAAUGUCUUCCGAUAGAAUUAGAUACGUAUUUUAGUUUCUUUUAAAAAAGUAGUUUGUUUUAUUUGAGAGAAAUUCCCCGACAUUGUAAAUUAACUCAUGUAAAAUAUAUGAUUAUUGAGCCAAGAAUUAUUCUGUUUGUUUUAUUUGAGAGAAAUUCCUUACAUUGUAUAUUAACUCAUUUAUACUGUAAAAUAUAAAAUUACUGGGCCAAGAAUUAUCCAUUAAAGACCAGGAACUGUUCGCUAACUGCUACUCACCUUGUUCUUGGGGUGACGCUGUACGAAAAAGGCUAGGCUUCUUUGAAAAAUUCUGGAUCGAUUUUGGUAAAUUAGAUUUAUGAAUUUCAUCCAACAACAUGGUCAGUUCCUAGUCCAUAGUACACUCAUACUUGUUUUUCUAGUGGAAAUUCUGGGUUAAAAUGCAUGUCCUGAUCCACCAAUUGAUGAUAGAAUCAUCAUAUUUGUGUUUGUAGAAAUUGUAAUAAAAUGCAGAUGAAGAA
Molecule: messenger RNA, 1899 nt
Organism: Patella vulgata (common limpet)
Lineage: Eukaryota; Metazoa; Mollusca; Gastropoda; Patellidae
Product: methyl-CpG-binding domain protein 3
Exons: 5
Coding region: 53-799 (248 amino acids)
Molecular function (GO): DNA binding
Source: RefSeq, a predicted model, not a curated record